Molecule: messenger RNA, 899 nt
Organism: Solea solea (common sole)
Lineage: Eukaryota; Metazoa; Chordata; Actinopteri; Pleuronectiformes; Soleidae
Gene: kctd14
Product: potassium channel tetramerization domain containing 14
Exons: 4
Coding region: 70-795 (241 amino acids)
Biological process (GO): protein homooligomerization
Molecular function (GO): protein binding
Source: RefSeq, a predicted model, not a curated record
CCUGUCGAGUGGUGUAAACAUUUCCAGAUUCUACUUCUUGGACGGACAAACUGUGAAACUGACGACAACAUGAGCCUGCCGGACUACAAGUCACCCGGAAAACAGUGCGCGGCCGCAGCCCCACACUCUGCUGUUGUGCAGUUAAAUGUUGGUGGUCACCUGUUCAGCACUUCUCUGAGCACACUGAGGAAGCAACCCAACUCCAAACUGGCAGAACUGUUUAGCAGAGAGCGCAAACUGACCACUGACCCACAGGGGCGCUAUUUCAUCGACCGCAACGGUUCUCAUUUUGGAGCUGUCCUUGAGUUUCUGAGGUCAGAGCAGCUGCCUACAGAGAACAUCCAUGAGAUUCACAGGGAGGCAGUUUUCUACAACAUCAAACCUCUCAUCAAACAUCUGGAGGAAACUCCUCAGAUAUUUGGAGAGCUGGUGGGAAGACAACAGUUUCUCUCCAGAGUCCCCCACUACAAAGAAAACAUUGAGGUGCUGAUUCGCAUUGCCAGAGCCGAGGCCAUCGCCACCCGUCACUCCACCAUCAUGAUCUGUGUUCUGCAGACGGAGGAGGAUUUAGCUUCAUACGAAGACGCCAUCAACAGCCUGAAGGCUGAUAAGGAGUCGGUGGUGACGUUCGGUCCCUGGAAGGGUGUCGUCUCUGUUAAAGACUUGCUGGACUGUGUAAAGAUGGACAUUGGGAGUCAGGGCUACGAGGUGAGCGUCCAGCCUCACAUCAUGGAGAAGAGCUUUCUGUCCAAGAGCUACGACUACUUCUAUAAAGUAAUAUUCACCUGGUGGUGAUGAGACUGAGCUGCUGUCUAGAGUGGGAGCUGUGCAUUAUGAAGAACACAAAUUGCCACAUUUAGUAAGAAAGAGUGUGUUUGCCAUUAAGUGUAAAAAAACAU